This is a messenger RNA of Geodia barretti, 654 nucleotides long. Lineage: Eukaryota; Metazoa; Porifera; Demospongiae; Tetractinellida; Geodiidae. The record is from the annotation of a GenBank genome assembly.
GGCUUUCCUGGGUGGCACCGGACCGGAGGGCAGAGGUUUGGCGCUGCGCCUUGCCCUGGCCGGAGAAAAUGUGGUAAUCGGUUCCCGGGACGCCCAACGCGCGGCGCCGCCGCCGAGGAAUUGGCGAGUCUGGUUCAAGGGUCCAACGAUUGCGGCAGCAUCAACGGUUAUGACAACGUCUUUGCCGCCCAGCACGCUGAUACUGCCUUCUUGACAGUACCUUACGGAGCCCAACGUCCCAUGCUGGAGCAACUGGCCGAAGCCCUGGCUGGCAAGGUGGUAGUCAACGUAAUCGCCCCCAUGCGCUUUGAAAGGGGGAAGGGAGCUAUCGCGGUACCCGUGGAAGACGGGUCCGCCUCCGAAGAGGCCCAGUCUCUGCUGCCCAACUCCGCCGUCGUGGCCGCCUUCCAAAACGUAAGCGCAGAGGAACUCCAGGAGCCUGCCAGGGAUAUGGAGGGCGACGUCGUAAUCUGCGCAGACAACAGGGAUGCGAAGGCCCAGAUUAUGUCCUUGACGGAAAAGAUACCCAACCUGCGUCCGGUGGACGGCGGCGGACUGGGUAACGCAAAGUACGUGGAGCAGAUAACUCCAUUGUUAGUGAACAUCAACAGAAUUUACAAGGUACACUCGGGCAUAAGAAUUGUGGGAGUGUAA